Molecule: messenger RNA, 6417 nt
Organism: Ochlerotatus camptorhynchus
Lineage: Eukaryota; Metazoa; Arthropoda; Insecta; Diptera; Culicidae
Exons: 1
Coding region: 1-6417 (2138 amino acids)
Biological process (GO): DNA integration
Molecular function (GO): nucleic acid binding
Source: RefSeq, a predicted model, not a curated record
AUGUCGAAUCGGUCUUUGCGAUCAAAACGGUCGGGCAAGUCAAGUGAUGUGGUAAAAAGUAGUGCAAAUGGUGGUGUGCAAACGGUGGUCAUGGAGGAUCCGGAGGAGUCCCAUCCCGGUCAUACAUGUCAGGUGUGCCGAGGAGAAGAUACGGACGAGAUGGUGAGAUGCGACGAUUGCCUGAAAUGGCAUCACUUCGGAUGUGUCGGAGUCACGCAGGAGGUUGAGAAUUAUACCUGGAGAUGUACCAAAUGCGAAACAGCGAAAGGUGUCCAGGCAACAAGUUCAACUUCUGAAGCAGUUCGUCCUCAUGAAGGUGGUGGUCAUAAAAAGCAGUCGUCCGAUCCCGUCGAUGCUACCAACUCGAGUCAAGCAGAAGUCGCUGUCGAUCCAGUUCCGUCCAUCACAACUCUACAGUGGGAUACGAGGAGUAAGAAGAUAAACCCAUCGAUCAAACCGUCGAAAACAACCUCUAUAGCAUCGAGUCGCUCCUCGCAAGCCCUUGCGAAGCUAAAGCUCCAGAAGCUCGAGGACUUGAGGAUAAUUGAGCUGCGUGAAGCAGAACUUCAACGAGCGAUUGCAGCGGAAGAAGCGAGAAAGGAGAGGGCCUAUUUGGAGCAAAAAUAUCAGCUGAUGGAGGAGGCUAUAAGUGAAACUAGCUCAGUCAGCAGCGUAGCUUUAAAUCGGAUGAAGGACUGGGUGGCAUCUUCCAGCAAUCAACAGGAAGAGCUUUUAGAUCCAGAGCAGGAUCCGGAUUUGGAGAGUCAGUUUGAUCCUGAUAGCCAUUCAAGCAGGAAGCAAUUGAGAUAUCCUACGGUUUCCCAACUCGGAAGCAACCAAAGCAGCAGUCACGGUACGCUUUCUGGAAGUUCAGAGCCUGGUCCUCCGGAACCAUUCCCAUGGACGGAGUCUUUGAAAUCGCUUUCCGUAAAGCAUCCAGACCCAACUCCGAAAAACCAACGGCCGGUUCAGAAUCCAGCAAAAUCAUUUCUGGUUCCAGAUCGUCCAAGGCCGGCUUCGAAUCUUAGAUCUCCACGUUGGAUCUCACCAGAGGGAUCGUCAAGGCCUGCUCCGGUUCAGAAUUGCCCACCGUCAGUUCCGAUUCCUGCUAUUUCACAAAGAAUAUCGGAUCAUAGGUCUUCAGGUUUGGCGCCGAACCCAGAGCGUUUGCAUUCAGAACCUACUCGUUAUCGUCGACAUCCAGAACCAUCACGAUCAGUUCCAGCCCCGACGCCAAUAAAUCUACGGCCAGAACCCGUUCCACGAUAUUCACAACCAGAUCCGAUUCCUUCGUAUUCAAGAUUUGUUCCUAAUCCGGAUUCACGGGUGCCAGCCCCAAUUCUGGUACAGGAUACACCACAGAACUAUCAAAGUUUUCCUCCAAGGCGAUCGAGCCGUCUUCACGAUCGUGACGAGGAUGCAUUGGAUCCAUGUAUGCUUACUCGAAAGCAAUUAGCAGCUCGACAAGCUAUAUCGAAGGAUCUGCCGGUGUUCUCUGGAAAUCCUGAGGAAUGGCCGCUUUUCCGCUCUACCUUCGACAGCACGACAGCGAUGUGUGGGUUUACCGACGAGGAAAAUAUAGCUAGGUUGCAGCGAAGCUUGAAAGGUCGAGCGUACGAAGCGGUGAGAUGUCGGCUGAUGCAUCCUGCCAAUGUUAACGGAGUUAUGUCGACGCUAAAGAUGCUGUUCGGGCAGCCUGAAGUUAUUGUCAACUCGAUGAUUACCAAGAUCAACUCGCUCCCAGCGCUGAAAGAGGAUAAAUUGGAAACGCUCGUGGACUUUGCAGUCAACGUAGAAAACUUCUGUGCGACAGUAGACGCGUGUGGUCUGGAGGAGCAUCUUUACAACGUAACAUUUCUUCAUCAACUCGUCAACAAGCUGCCGCCUUCUAUCAAGUUGAAUUGGGCUCAAUAUAGGCAAACGCUUCCAACGGUCAAUCUUCCGUGGUUCAGCACCUGGCUCUAUUCUCUAGCGGAAGCCGCCAGCGCAGUGAUUGUUCCAAACACCAGCUUCGACCCCAAACCAGUUCGAAGCGAUGUUCGUGGAAAUAAGAAAGGGAAUUCCUUUGUCAACGCACACUCAGAAGAACCUGUAUCGGAUCCCCGCACCACAUCGUCAUCCAGAUUGAAAGUAGUUCACGAUAGCUGCCCAGUAUGCAAGGGAACCUGCAAGUGGAUCGCCAAAUGCAAGAACUUCAUAGAGUUCUCUCGUGACUCACGCUGGGCUACAGUGCGAGACCUCGGCCUCUGUCGGAGAUGUUUGCGUCGACACAAUGGAGGAUGUCAAGCCAAGCUGUGUGGGAAGAACGGGUGCGAGCUAAAACACCACGAGUUGCUACACAACGAUCAGAAGAACACGUCACCGUUCAAGGAUACAGCACCCAAUACCACGAACAAACCUACAACACAGCGCAGUGAUCCUGCUCAACCAGGAACAAGUACGUCGGGACACGGAUGCCAUACUCAUCAGGUUACAUCCAGUCAGGUUCUAUUCCGCUACCUGCCGGUAGUACUUCAAGGAAAAUACGGUUCGAUCAAGACGUUCGCCUUUCUGGAUGACGGAUCAGCGCUCACACUUCUAGAUAAAGAUUUAGCCAAGGAGUUGCAGCUUGAUGGGGAGAAAAAACCACUGUGUUUGCACUGGACGGGUGGAGCGCAACGACGAGAAAUCAACUCAAAGGCCGUAAGUCUGGACGUGGCAGCAACACAUUGCCCCACCAAGAGGUAUACCUUGAACGGCGUGCGCACAGUAGAUGAGCUUCUGCUUCCAUCACAAACGCUCAAUGUAGAGGAACUCGGCAAACUGUAUCCUCAUCUCAAGGAUUUGCCGAUCACCUCGUAUGAAAAUGUUCGCCCGAGAAUUCUGAUCGGUAUGAAGGAUCAACACCUAAGCCUGGUCCUAAAGAGCCGAGAGGGAACACGUGAGCAGCCGAUCGCUGUGAAGACCCGACUAGGUUGGACGAUUUGUGGAGGAGGAAACCAAGACGAUGUUCCAAACCUAGUGCACUCAGUGUUCCAUAUGUGCCCAUGCGAAUCACAAAUGGAUGAGGAUCUACACAAGGCGAUCAAAGAAUACUUCACAAUCGACAGCUUGGGAAUUGCGCAACCGAAGAUAGCACUCAUGUCCGCAGAAGAUGAACGAGCCCAAACCCUGCUUGAAUCUCGCACCGUUAUCAAGGGUGACCGCUACGAAACCGGCUUGCUAUGGCGAUAUGACAAUAUUCGACUGCCGGAUAGUCGCCCUAUGGCUCUGCGCCGGCUCCAGUGUCUCAAGAAACGGAUGGACAAAGAUCCAAAGCUCGCUGAAGCGAUCAAUUUGAAAAUCGCCGAUUUCGUCAUGAAAGGAUACGCUAGAAGACUCACCAAUGAGGAGCUGAAGCAACCAUUCCAUCGGGUCUGGUAUUUGCCGACUUUUCCGGUUGUCAACAUCAAUAAACCGGGAAAAAUCCGAAUUGUAUGGGACGCUGCUGCCUCUGCGUAUGGAGUAUCGUUAAAUUCGGCUCUAUUAAAGGGUCCUGAUCAGCUUUGCGCACUGCUCGCUAUCCUCAUCCAGUUCCGGGAAGGCAAAAUUGCGCUCACUGGAGAUGUGCGUGAGAUGUUUUUACAAGUCCUCAUGCGCUCGGAAGACCAGCAUUGCCAGCGAUUCUUCUGGUAUGACGAGGAAGGUAACAUCGUGGUCUACAUCUUGCAGGUGAUGACCUUCGGAGCCUGUUGUUCCCCUAGCAGCGCUCAGUUCGUCAAGAAUAUAAACGCGGAACGAUUCAAAGCAGCAUACCCAGCAGCAGUUGAAGUCAUCCAGAAGCGGCAUUACGUCGACGAUAUGCUGGUAAGCGUUGAGACGGAAGAUGAGGCAUUUCAACUUGCGCAACAGGUGAAAAAGGUGCACUCGAAAGCUGGAUUCGAGAUGCGCAACUGGAUAAGCAACUCGAAACGCGUUGUGCGGGAUCUGCAAGAAGAACAUACAGAUGAGAAGAACCUCGAUCUGUCGCUGGAGCUAGCCACCGAGAAAGUGCUCGGAAUGUGGUGGUGUACUGAUUCAGAUACCUUUACCUACAAGGUCGGAUGGACUCGCUAUGGAGAAGCGCUAUUGAAAGGUCAACGACAUCCAACCAAGAGAGAAAUGUUACGCGUUCUUAUGUCUAUGUUUGAUCCGCUCGGACUGAUCGCACAUUUCCUCAUGUACCUUAAGGUGCUACUUCAAGACGUCUGGCGUUCCGGUAUAGACUGGGAUGAUGCAAUCGACGAUGCGCUGUUCGACAAGUGGCAAACAUGGCUGCAAGUGCUCCCGCAGGUUGAACGAGUCAGCAUUCCUCGAUGCUACCGUGCACGAACCUCUCCCAAUUGUAAAGACAUCCAGCUACAUACGUUUGUUGACGCUGGAGAUAACGGAAUUGCUGCGGCCUGUUACCUGCGCUUCGCUCAAGAUGAUGUCGUAGAAUGCAGAUUAGUAGCAGCUAAGACCAGAGUCGCUCCGUUGAAGUUUCUCUCAACACCUAGACUAGAACUUCAAGCAGCAUUGGUUGGGGCCAGGCUAGCACAAUCCGUAUCAGAUGCACUGUCAUUCCGAAUCUCUCGUCGCCACUACUGGUCGGAUUCCCAGGACGUACUUUGCUGGAUCAAAUCUGACCACCGAAGAUACUCCCAGUUUGUCGCGUUCCGAGUUAGCGAAAUCCUGGACACCACGGAGAUGAACGAAUGGAGAUACGUUCCUACAGAUUUAAACGUAGCAGAUGAUGGGACGAAAUGGAAAGGACUUCCUAGUUUGGCUUCAGAGACGAGAUGGUUCACCGGGCCCGAGUUCCUGCAGCACCCGGAAACUGGUUGGCCAGACUCAUAUACUAGCUCGAAUGAAGCCGUUCUCGAACUUCGCCGUAGCGUAUUAACUCACUUCAUUGCCCCGGAACCGAUAGUCUGUUCAAGCGAUUUCUCAGACUGGAAUCGGAUUGUGAAAGUGGUUGCUCUAGCUCAUCGUUUUCCUGCCAACUGCAAACUGAAGCGCCUCCAGCAACCGAUCGUAAGCGGACCUCUCACCAACCACGAAAUACUCACUGCCGAAUCCUAUCUCAUUCGCGUAGCACAACAGGAAGCCUAUCCGGAAGAAAUAGCAGUGCUUCAGAAGCCGCUACAGUGCUCGGAUCAACUAUCAACCCCGAUCCCCAAAUCAAGUCCGCUACACCAGAAGACGCCAUGGCUGGAUCAGAAUGGAAUCCUGAGGAUGCGCGGCCGCAUCGCCGCUUGUUUCUACGCAACCGAAGAUGCUAAACACCCCAAAAUACUCCCCCGUGACCACCACACCACCAAGUUAAUCGUUGCACACUACCACCAAAAAUACCACCAUCAGAAUCACGAGACCGUGAUAAAUGAGAUACGACAAAAAUACAGCAUACCGAAGCUACGCAUGACCUACACAAAAGUGCGAAGUGACUGCCAACGCUGUAAGAAUGACCGAGUGAUCCCGCGCCCACCAAUCAUGGCUGACCUGCCUGCUGCACGACUUGCAGCUUUCGAACGCCCAUUCACCCACGUUGGCGUUGAUUACUUCGGUCCGUACGAGGUCGUCAUAGGCCGACGAGUCGAGAAACGCUGGGGAAUGCUCGCUACCUGCCUCACAAUUCGCGCAAUUCACAUCGAGGUCGUUCACUCCCUCAACACCGAUUCUUGCAUCAUGGCGAUGCGAAACUUCAUUUCCCGCCGAGGAAAACCACGGGUGAUCUACAGCGAUCGAGGUACCAAUUUCAUUGGUGCAAAGCGGGAGAUGACGGAAGCUGAAGAAUCAGUCAACCAAAAUGAACUGAUGAGGGAGUUCGUGGAUGCUGGAACAACCUGGGAGUUCCUGCCUCCCUCUUCUCCACACAUGGGCGGUAGCUGGGAGCGCUUGAUCGGUUCCGUCAAAAAGAACCUAAUGGCGAUCCUACCAGCACGGAAGCUGUCGGACGAGGUCUUACGGAACCUGCUGACUGAAAUCGAGAACACGGUGAAUUCCCGCCCACUGACGCACGUUCCUGUCGAUGACGAUUCAGCUCCAGCCUUGACGCCCAACCACUUCCUUCUGGGCUCUUCCAAUGGAGUCAAGCCGCUCAGCACCAUUGAUGACAGCGGAGCAGUUACACGACAAAGUUGGCGAUUGUCCCAAGCCCAAACUAACCGGUUUUGGAAGCGUUGGGUAAGCGACUACUUGCCCGAGAUAACCCGGCGUACCAAGUGGUUCGUACAAACGAAGCCGAUUGAGGUCAACGACGUUGUGGUGAUAGCGGACCCGAAGAUGCCACGGAACUGCUGGCCGAAAGGCAAAAUAAUCUGCACUCAACCUGGACGAGACGGCCAACCCAGAUCAGCAACGGUGAGGACAUCGACCGGGAUCUACGAGCGUCCGGUUGCCAAACUAGCUGUUCUAGACGUGCGACGCGAAGCGGAGUAA